AUGAUGUUUUUGAAUGAGCAUCCUAUUUGGGCAGAUAAUCAUCCUGUACCACCAAGCAUCGUUUAUAUUGGUGGUAUACACCAAGCCACAGAAAAAGAAUUACCUAAGGAUCUCCAAAAUUAUUUAGACUCGUCGAAACAUGGUGUCAUAUAUGUGAGUUUUGGUACAAAUGUAUUGACAUCUCAUUUACCACCGGAAAAAGUUAAAGUUAUGGCAAAAGUAUUUUCUGAACUACCUUAUGACGUACUAUGGAAAUGGGAUAAGGACAUACUACCCGGACAAUCAAAGAAUAUUAAAAUAUCUAAAUGGUUCCCUCAAACUGAUGUUUUAAGACAUCCCAAUGUUAAAUUAUUCGUAACUCAAGGUGGUCUACAAUCGACAGACGAAGCUAUAGAUGCUACAGUGCCAUUAAUUGGUAUUCCAAUGUUAGCAGACCAAUGGUAUAAUGUAGAAAAGUACGUUUUUCACAAAAUCGGAUUACAACUUGAUAUGCCAACUUUAACAGAAAAGCAAUUUAAAGAGUCGAUAACAACCGUGAUUGCUGAUAAGAGGUAA
Nymphalis io (European peacock) is the source of this 555-nucleotide messenger RNA. RefSeq names its product UDP-glycosyltransferase UGT5-like. NCBI's taxonomy places the organism in Eukaryota, Metazoa, Arthropoda, Insecta, Lepidoptera, Nymphalidae. Bases 1 to 555 code for a protein of 184 amino acids. The record is from RefSeq and is a predicted model, not a curated record. The transcript is spliced from 3 exons. Gene Ontology annotation, molecular function: UDP-glycosyltransferase activity.